AUGGCAUCGAAGUUCGGGUUAGCCGGAGGGAUACCGGAACGGCGAGUGAGACCAAUUUGGGACGCUAUCGAUUCUCGUCAGUUCAAGAAUGCUCUUAAACACUCUACUACACUUCUCGCUAAACACCCUAAUUCACCUUACGCACUCGCGCUAAAGGCACUCAUUUUGGAAAGGAUGGGUAAAUCUGAUGAGGCAUUAUCAGUUUGCUUAAAUGCUAAGGAGCUUUUAUACAAGAAUGAUUCCUUGCUGAUGGAUGACCUCACUCUCAGUACAUUGCAGAUUGUUUUUCAGCGGCUUGAUCAUUUGGAUUUGGCUACUGGAUGUUAUGAGUAUGCUUGCAGUAAAUUUCCAAGCAAUUUGGAACUAAUGAUGGGACUUUUCAAUUGUUAUGUUCGUGAGUAUUCGUUUGUGAAGCAGCAGCAGAUUUGUGGGACAACUAGGCUAAUAUUUUCUAACUAUGGUGUUAUCUUCUGGCAGACGGCCAUCAAAAUGUACAAGCUUGUUGGUGAAGAAAGGUUUUUGCUUUGGGCAGUCUGUAGCAUCCAAUUACAGGUAUUUUGUGGCAAUGGAGGAGAGAAACUGUCAAUGCUAGCUGAAGGGUUACUUAAGAAGCAUGUAGCUUCCCACAGUUUGCAUGAGCCUGAAGCUCUUAUUGUCUAUGUUUCCAUAUUAGAACAGCAAGCAAAGUAUAGUGAUGCUUUGGAAAUUCUCUCUGGGAAGUUGGGAUCUCUAUUAAUGAUUGAAGUUGAUAAGCUACGCAUACAGGGGAGGCUUCUUGCUCGGUUAGGUGACUAUGCUUCUGGUGCCGACAUAUAUCGGAAGAUCUUAGAACUAUGCCCUGAUGAUUGGGAGUGUUUCCUACAUUAUCUAGGCUGUUUGCUGGAGGAUGACAGCAGCUGGAGCAAUGGAGCCAACAACGAUCCAAUUAAUCCCCCAAAAUUAGUGGAUUGCAAAGUCUCGCAAUUGGCAGAUGAAGUGUUUGAUUCUCGUAUAUCAGUUGCAUCAGCCUUUGUGAAAAAAUUACUAGCAGACACCAGUAAUGAUUGUAUUAGAUGUCUGUACUUGGCGACUCUUGAAAUUGAGAGGAGGAAGAGCUUACAUGGAAAGGACAAUGCUGAUGAUAUUGUGGAGGCUCUAAUGCAAUUUUUUCUUAAGUUUGGUCCGUUAGCAAGCUUCGCUUCUGAUGUUGAGGCAUUUAUGCAAGUCUUAACUCCAGAUAAAAAGACAGAAUUUCUGGCAAAGUUAAUGAAAACUUUAGACUCCCCUGCUACAGUGCCAACUAAAAUGCUUGGACAGUCAAUCACAGUAUUCAAAAUUCAGGAAUUGACUGGGAACAUGUACAAGCUUCCUGUGCCUGAACUUGAGAGCUGUUGUGUACAAAUGGUGGAGAUGUAUUGUAAAAGCCUUCCACUUUCAAAGGAUUUGGAUUCACAAGAGAGCAUGCAUGGUGAAGAGCUGCUAUCUAUGGUGUGCAAUGUAUUGGUUCAGCUAUUCUGGCGUACAAGAAAUCUUGGCUACUUCCUAGAGGCGAUUAUGGUUUUGGAGUUUGGCUUGACUAUUCGAAGAUAUAUAUGGCAGUACAAGAUCUUGUUGUUGCACUUGUAUUCACACUUGGGUGCAAUUUCAUUAGCUUAUGAAUGGUAUAAAUCUUUGGACGUGAAGAACAUUCUGAUGGAAACUGUUUCGCACCACAUCUUGCCACAGAUGUCGGUAUCUCCUCUUUGGGGGGAUUUGAAUAAUCUGCUAAAAGAUUACCUCAGGUUUAUGGAUGACCACUUCAGGGAAUCUGCAGAUCUGACAUUUCUUGCUUAUCGCCAUAGAAAUUACUCUAAAGUAAUAGAGUUUGUUCAAUUUAAAGAGCAAUUGCAACGAUCUAGUCAGUAUUUAGUCGCACGGGUUGAAACACCCAUUCUACAGCUAAAACAAAAGGCAGAUAACAUUGAAGAAGAAGAGCGUGUUCUUGAAAGCUUGAAUGGUGGAAUUCACUUCGUUGAGCUAUCCAAUGAGAUUGGAUCGAAAACCUUGACAUUCAAUGAAGAUUUCCAAUCACGGCCUUGGUGGACACCAACUUCAGAAAAAAAUUAUCUUUUAGGUCCAUUUGAAGGAGUGUCAUAUUGUCCUAAAGAAAACUUGACAAAAGAAAGGGAAGGAAAUGUGCGGAGAGUUAUUGAACGGAAAUCCCUUCUCCCUCGGAUUAUCUAUCUGUCUAUUCACAGUGCUUCAGCAUCACUUAAGGAGAAUGUUGAAGAAAAUGGGUCUAUAUCUAUGUCUAAAAUCUCCUCAGAGUUUAAGUUUUUGCUUGAGCAGCAUGCAAAGAUGUUAGGCUUUUCUUUAAGUGAUGCAGUCGAAGUGGUUAUGGGGGUUUCCAGUGGCGUCAAAUCUUUUGAGGCUUUUGGUUCGGACAAGAUUGACUGGAUAAACUUUGCUGUCUUUUUGAAUGCUUGGAAUUUGAAUUCCCAUGAGCCCUUGCAGCCAAAUGGAGAUCAGUUCGGGGGUGGUAUUUGGCAUGUAGUGGAUACUUUGCUGGUGAAGUAUAUUUCAGAGAAGAUCAAAUCCAGGGAGUCUCUUUUUUGCUCUCCAAGGGUUGAUCUUCCAAUUUUAGUGCAAUUGGUUACGGAGCCAUUGGCUUGGCAUGGUCUUGUGAUUCAAUCUUGCGUACGAUCAUCUCUUCCAUCUGGAAAGAAAAAGAAGAAAGGUGGACCUAUGGACCAGCAUACAUCUCUGGUGUUUAAUGACAUUCGGGAUUCAAUCCAAUCUCUAUAUUAUAUAGUUGAGGAGGUUGCAAAAUGGAUCAGAGGUCAGAUUGACAGACCGGAGGAUGAGAGUUUGGAGAUUAUACUUUCCUCUCUUAGGAAAAAGGAACAGGAUGAAGGUCCUGGGCGUGUUUUCCAUAUUCUAGAAAGUUUAAUUCCAUCCAUAAAUGAGGCUGAAGUUGGUGAUCGGAUUUCCAAAGAAUUGAAGAGUUGGAGUCCCCUUGAUGUUGCGAGGAAGAUAGUGACUGGGGACUCUUCUUUAUUGUCCCAGUUUCUUAAGAUCUGCGAGUCAAAAAUCAAGUUAUUUCAGGCAUUGAAGCAGCAGGCAGCUCAAAUAUAA
Molecule: messenger RNA, 3093 nt
Organism: Dovyalis caffra
Lineage: Eukaryota; Viridiplantae; Streptophyta; Magnoliopsida; Malpighiales; Salicaceae
Source: the annotation of a GenBank genome assembly